AGAGAGAUAGGAAGAGUAAGGGUGGUGGGAAGAAAAGAGUAUUCUUCGUAAUUAAGUCCCUCUGCUCCUUCGACUGGAUACGGGACACGUCCAUGAAAGAGAGAAAGAGAAAAAGAGAUAGAGAGAGAGAGAAAAUAGCUAAUAAGAAAAAGAAGAAAGAAGAAAGAAACGAUGCGGUAGAAGUUAAAGAGAGCACGAUGGAGAAAGAUCCGACGAUUCUGCUGGUAAAACAGAAGGAGUAGAGGAGUAGAGAAAGAGAGAGAGAAUAAGAAAGAAAAAAACAGAAAGAGAAAGAGAGAGAGGGAGAGAGAGAGAGAGAGGGAAAGAAGGAGAAAGAGAAAAAAAAAUAGGCACGACGAUCGGGCAAUAAAUAAUAAAGGGAGAAAAGAAAUGCGCGCGAUCGCCUGCAACAUUCUACUCAAAUGUUAAAUAGGUAUCAAUUUAACUUGGACCAAUCGGAGGUAAGAGUGGGCGCGUCCAAACCAAAGUCGAUUGGCUCUCGUACACGACGAUGGGCGUGAUCCGAACGUCGGGGGACCCUUUCACAGGAGGUUCGAAUGUAUGAAACCUUCAAUGGUGGGGAUAAACCUCUAGGUUCCACAUGGUGGGGGAGGAACUACCUGAUUUCUUUGGUACCCUCACAACGUACCGUCUCUCUCGCGCGUCGACCGACCCGGAUUCACGCACGUCUCUUCGACUCGGCAGGGCCGAGAGAGGAUAACCUCUCUCUCUUAGUAGUACCCUCAGUUUAAUCGCGUACGAAAAAAUAGGGGGGUACUUUUAUCGAGAAAUAGUAAGAAAAAUAGAAAGAAAGAAAAGAAGAAAGAAAAGGAAGAAAGGAAGGAAGGAAGGAAGGAAAAAAGGAAGGAAGGAAGACAAGAGGAUUUUUUUUCGAUGAUCCUUUCUUCGAAUUAAUCGAUUCAUCGAAGUCGAAUAUAUACGCGUGGUGCGCAUCAAAUAUUCACGAGUUUAAUUGGACGACAUAUUUCGUUGUUUAUCGGAGUCCACCCCAUCCUCCCCUCCCACAACCCAUCCUACCCCACCCCCAUUCCAUUAUCCUAAUAAUUUAAUCCCUCCACGUCCACACGACGCCCGCACGAAUCCACCUCCUCCCUCCCCUUUUCCCCCUUUUCAUCGAUAUAAUAGGAGCUACGAGCUAAGACAAGAGAAAAUUGUUUAUACGUCGUCGUUAUAUUUUCUUGGAUACGCCGAUACGGGAACGUUCGUACGGAUGGAUAUAUUGUCAUGGACAAUUUCGUAUGGAACGAUUUACGAGUAGUGAAAUAUCAAUAGAAAAAAAGAGAUACAGGAAAGUAUAUAUAUAUAUACAUAUAUAUAUAUAUAUAUAUACAUACUCAAACACACUCAUUCAUAUACACAUAUAUAUAUAUAUUAUAUAUAUGUAUAUAUAGAUGAAGAGAGAGAGAAAGUUCUAAACAGGGAUGAACAAAUUGUAUCUGACGUUGCAACGUAAAUACAAGAUGGCCGUCGUUCGUUACGGGGGUAUGCGGAACGCCCUUAGCAUCGUGUCAUUCGAAGUUCCACGUGUUUUUAUUAUGUCAAUGACGAAGUUCGAUUGAAAUGUAGUGUUUACGAUCGACAAAGACAAGAAUCGAAGAGAGAGAGAGAGAGAGAGAAAGAGAGAGAAAAAGAGAGAAGGGGAGAGAAACAAAAACCAAAAGAACAAAAAAAAAAGAAAAGAAAAGAAAAGAAAAGAAAAGAAAAGAAAAGGAAAGGAAAGAAAGGAAAAGAAAAGAAAAAAAAGAUCGUUCGAAAUUAUUCCAUUAUGUUUUCUUGUUUACGAUACAAGUUUCAUUGAAUUCAAUAACUAUCCUAAACGUCCUUACGGAAUAAGGAUCUAAACGGGGGCGCCCGCGCGCGCGCGCGCGCAUUUGUUAUUGUUAUUAUUGUCGUUUGUGUUAGUGGAUAUCAAUAGUAUAGUAUUAUCGACAAGAACGGUAGACAUAGAAGAUGUCGGAACACGGUGAUAGCGACGUAGACGCGACGGAGGAGAUAAACGUCGACGAUUCCGAUUCACGUAGUUGCAGUCCAAGAAAUUAUCCUAAUCAAGAGGAGCGACGGAACGUUGUACAAGAGAAUUCGGAGUGUUCAAAUUCGCCGCCACCAAGUCAGACGAGUUCUAGGACGGUACAGAACGAAUCACCACGUAGCCACCCCUUCAGUAUAAGUCGUCUCUUGGGAGAUAGUCAAAGACAAAAUACUAAGAGUUCCUCGUCCGAGGAGGAACUCGAUAGCGACAAAGAAAGGAAAUGGUCCUCCUGGGAGGAAGGGAAUAAUAAUAAUAAUAAUAAUAAUAACAAUAAUAAUAAUAAUAACAAUAACAAUAAUAAUAAUAAUAAUAAUAAUAACAAUAACAACAAUAACAACAACAGCAUCAAUCAUCGCGUUAGUUCAUUGGCUACGUUGGACGACGGACGACGUUCAUGGGGCCAAGAACUCGAAGAAAAAUUGUCCGAGAAGGAUGACGACGAUACAGGGAGCACAGCGGAAACGACGCAAACGACGAAUUCAACGUCCUCGAUUCACUGCACGACAGCGGCCGAUCUUCUCGCACCGUUCAGAUUAUUUCCAACCGGUUCGAGUCUUAUCUAUACAGGCGGCGGCGUCAUAAGGGUGCCUGCACACCGACCACCCGGUACCAAUGGCGCACCAACCGGUGGUAUACCUGCUCAAGCACUUAUACCACCAUGGAGCUUGCAAGCACUUCAGCAUAGUCAGCAACAGGCAGCGGCGGCGGGCUUGCAUAGGGCGAGUUUGCUCGCCAAUUUAGCUGCACAUCCGUUACAAGCGCAUCCGCAUCUUAAGGACAGGCUAGCAGCAGUAGCUGGAGCAUUUCCAAGAAGAAUCGGUCAUCCCUAUCAAAACAGGACACCACCUAAGAGGAAGAAACCAAGAACGAGCUUCACAAGGAUACAGAUCGCCGAGUUGGAGAAACGUUUUCAUAAACAGAAGUAUCUCGCAUCGGCCGAGAGAGCGGCCUUAGCAAAGUCCUUGAAGAUGACGGAUGCGCAAGUGAAAACAUGGUUCCAAAAUAGACGAACGAAAUGGCGAAGACAAACCGCUGAAGAAAGGGAAGCGGAGAGACAAGCGGCGAAUCGAUUGAUGCUGUCACUUCAGGCAGAGGCUUUAAAUAAAGUAGCUUACCCUACUACGGUAUCAAAUCAUCCAGCUGGCAGCACAGUACCCGGUUUGGAUAGACAACAACCACCCACGGCGUUAACGCAUCCAGUGGGACAGUGGGCCUCACCUUACGGGCCUCCUCAGCCUCUUACCGAGCCGAUUUGCUGAACCGUGCCGAUUCUAGUGAAUCGGGGGACUCUCGUCCGGUGGUCUUAAAUGACAAUGACGACGACGGCGACAAAGACGGCGACGGCGAUGACAGUGACGACAGUAACGACGGUGACGAUGACGACGACAACUACAAUGACAAUGACUAUGACGACGACGACAAAAGUUUAUAGUCUUUUUCGAGUGAUUUAUCGCUUCUUCGAACUUUCAUUCGUGUUCGAUAAAAAAAGAGCAAAAAAAAGAGAAGAAAAGAAACGCAUUAACAGGAUAUACGUAUACAUACAUACAUACAUAUAUAUAUAUAUGUGUGUGUGUGUGUAUGUAUAUAUAUAUAUUUAUGUGUAUAUAUAUAUAUUUAUGUAGGAAGAUAAAAAAAAGAGAAUUUCUUUUUUCGAUAAGCUUCUCGAAUAUCGUCGAUUCAAAUAUUUUCCCGCUUUCGCAGAUCCUCCACUUUAUUAUCGAGAUCGAGUUAUCUCUUUUUUCUUUUUCUUUUUUUUUUUCUCUCUUUUUUUUUCCUUUUCUUUCCUCUUUGAAUUCAAUAAUUCUCACGAUCGAAGAAGAGAUAAGUAUUAUACAAUUUUUAUACUUUCAAGGAGAUAUGCUCGCUCUUUCUCGUAAUUCGAGAUACACGUGAAUUAUAUUACGUGUAUGUGACUAUUUGAUUCGAUGCUCGUUAAAAGAAAAAAGAAAAAAAAAAAGAAAAAAGAAAAAAGAAAAAAAAAAUAGAGAGAAAGGAAGAACAAAAAGAAAAAGGAAAGAGAAGAAAAAAAAGAAACAAAAAAAAAUCGUCUAUUUCUUCGACGACUCGUAAAGGAAAGGGAAAAUAAAGGAGUGAAUAAAAAAUUGAGAGAAUGCUCUUCACGGCUUUAACUUAAUUUAUCUGUACAUUAUCGAAUCGGUUCUCGCGAUAUAUAUAUAUAUAUAUAUAUAUAUAUAUAUAUAUAUAUAUAUAUAUAAAAGAGAGAGGGAGAGAGAGAGAGAGAAAGAGAUAGAUCGCGUGAAACUCGAGACGUGCCGACUUUUUUUUAACGCUUUUGUUAUCUCGGAAAUUCUAUUUUCCAAGAUAACAUAGAUAAUUGGUCCGACCAUCUAAUGAUCUUACCGUAAUGACUCCUUAUCGGCUUAUUCGAUACUAUUAGAGAAUGAAAAAGAGAGAGAGGGAGAGAGAGAGAGAGAGAAUUAUAAAAUUUUCAAUCACAAUAGAAAUGCAAUUCGAAUCGUCGUUCUCGAUCGAUUUUUGGACAUUGAUUCAACGUUAGAAAUGCGAUUAUUCGUGUAUCAAUUUCAUUUCUCUUUCUUUCUCUCUUUCUCUCAUUAUUUCUGAGAGAGAGUGAGAGAGAGAGAGAGAGAGAGAGAGAGAAACAGGAAAUAAUCGAAAGGUCGAUUGGACAUAUCCGGUGUAUAUAUUAGUACUUUAGAUGUAAUUACGAAUUUACUCUUGUACGAUAGAAAAAAAAUAUCUUUAUCGUGUGCUCGUGCGUAAUGAUAAUUCGCGUGAAACUUAAAUAAAAUUUCGAAUAUUUUAUUCGAAAAGUAGCUCAACGAUAAAAUUUUCAUGGCACACCAAUGUAAAUAAAAAUAUAAUCCAUCGGUUUUGCAUUUCUACGUGCACGCGUUGCGCAUAAUCUAUUCGAUCAUACGAUAUACCAUACGUAUAUACAUGUUAUACAAAUAACGUAGCGAGGUAACUCGUCUCGUGUGUUUCCUUUGCUAAACCCUUUACGAAUUAGCAUCGUCGUAAAGAAAGAAACAAAUAAAAACAGAGAGAGAGAGAGAGAGAGAGAGAGAGAGAGAGAGUGUGUGAAUGAGUGAGUGAGUGAAUGAAUGAGAAAGAAGGAGUGA
Vespa crabro (European hornet) is the source of this 5151-nucleotide messenger RNA. RefSeq names its product homeobox protein 9 (gene C15). Gene Ontology annotation, molecular function: DNA-binding transcription factor activity, RNA polymerase II-specific; RNA polymerase II cis-regulatory region sequence-specific DNA binding. The transcript is spliced from 4 exons. Lineage: Eukaryota; Metazoa; Arthropoda; Insecta; Hymenoptera; Vespidae. Gene Ontology annotation, cellular component: nucleus. Bases 1972 to 3309 code for a protein of 445 amino acids. The record is from RefSeq and is a predicted model, not a curated record. Gene Ontology annotation, biological process: regulation of transcription by RNA polymerase II; animal organ development.